Molecule: messenger RNA, 2697 nt
Organism: Cydia amplana
Lineage: Eukaryota; Metazoa; Arthropoda; Insecta; Lepidoptera; Tortricidae
Gene: otu
Product: protein ovarian tumor locus-like
Exons: 16
Coding region: 82-2697 (871 amino acids)
Biological process (GO): protein deubiquitination
Molecular function (GO): cysteine-type deubiquitinase activity
Source: RefSeq, a predicted model, not a curated record
CGUUCGUGACGGCGAUGGGUGUAUAGUUAUCAGCCGCGUCAUUUGUUUUUGUUUACCUGCAGAUAGUUAGCCGUAGAUACAAUGUCGCCUUCACCGAUUCGGUGCCGCGGGCCCUGGAAAAUCCACAAGCGCUCGUCUGAGCCGGACCGCUGGCUAGACGAGAUGGGGUUUUUCAGGAAGCACACGGCUAGGGACUCUAGUUGCCUGUUCAGGGCCGUGUCUGAGAACAUCUUCAACACACAGCGAUACUUCCACAAAGUUCGGCUUGAUUGCGUACAAUUCAUGGCUUCACAGAGACACCUGUUUGAAGGGUCAUUGACUUGUCCUUUCGAAAAUUAUCUCAAAGAGAUGUCCAAUCCUUCUGAGUGGGGUGGACUCAUUGAAAUAUCUGCUAUGAGCCACUUGUAUAGACGCGAUUUUGUGAUAUUUGAAGCCAACAAAGGCCCGCAAACAAAGAUUUGCAAUGGUUACGGAGACACCAUAUUUCUGUUCUAUUCACCCGACACCAAGCACUUUGAUGCGGUGUACACAAAAGAAUUCAUUAAUACAUCAUCAUUUUGUCAAUCACUAGUAUACGAAAUACUAUAUGAUGGAGUGUAUCAACUGAAAGACCUGUCCUAUGCCGUGGAUAAAAUGCUCCAUGACAAAAUCCCCACCAAUCACAUUGAGUACUUCAUGUCCGAGAAUGUGGAGCGCCGCAAAAAGAAGGAGAGGGCCAAAAUCUUCAUAGAAUCUUCCAACGAGGAUGACAAGGACAGGAACAAUAAUGCAGUGGCCUUGAAGUGUAUGCACCACACUGAUAAUCUAGAAAGAUCCAGCUUGCUGAAGGAAUCUUUGAGCAUUUUCGUGUUUAACCGAAGCCUCAUUCAGCUUGAGAAUGUCUGCAUGAACUGCCUCAAUGUCAACAGCGCUAAGGACUUACUUGACAAUGGUAUAACACCAUUCCCGUACAAGGUGGCUAAAGCUUUGGAUCCGGACAUAUACCGCAACAUUGAGUUUGACGUUUGGAGUGAGCUCAGAAGAGAGUUGCGUUAUGGGACCAGAUAUUCGGAUGGGACAACUCUUCAAGUUGGCGUGAAAUGCCUGUGUAGGUUGCAAGCGGAUCAGCGUGAUCCGUAUCACUGUCAUAUCCAGGAGAUGCGUCCGGACGGAGGGCCUUGCCUAGUGUUCAUUGAAGAGUUGGGAGAGAAGCGGGUGGUUAACUUUGACCAGUUGGAGCCCCUGUCGGUGUCAGAGGCUCGGCCGUGGGCGCCACCGUAUCGAUACUCACGGGCGCACCACCUUCCAACUUUAAGCCAAAUGUUGCAACAAAUAGGCAACAUCUCACGCAAGCAGGGUCUUACCAAGACUCGCAAGAAGCCCGAGGAACCUAAGAGCCCUGAAAAAGCCAAGAGCCCCCCAAAACUGCAGUGGAAGGACGAAGUACUGGAGGAAAACCAAUACCAGACCGAUAUCAAUUUGCCUACGUACCAGCACUUGGAUUUUGCAAACUUUCAACCGCUGUCUGUUGAAGUAGAAGCGCUGCCCCUGAUGGUGGACUGCCGGCCCGGCGCCGCCGCGCCGCACGAGCUCGCUCACUCCAACGGCGAUAACCAUGCCCCCGUCAACCAGGUAUGUCCUCUACAACCAGGUGUGUGCCUGAAGACUGCCCCUGAUGCUGGACUGUUGCACGAGCUUGCCUUCUCCAACGGCGACAACCAUGCCCCCGUCAACCAGGGUUGGCAAGUGAAGACUGCCCCUGAUGCUGGACUGUUGCACGAGCUUGCCUUCUCCAACGGUGACAACCAUGCCCCCGUCAACCAGAGCGUGGGGGAGGGUGGCGCGCAUGCGCACUCGCACCUGCAGCACGGCGCGUCGCCGCCGGGCCCGCGCACGCCGCAGCCCGCGCCGCAGCCGCCCAUGACCGGCUACUCGGUUCCAGUGUUGCCGGGCGGCGGGGUCCCGGUGAACUCGGGCGCGCCGUACGGCUACGGCGGCUGCGUGAAGUCGCUCGUGUGGUGCGCCUCGCCUCCCCCCCCGCCCCCGCCGCCGCCGCCCGUCAACCCGCACGUCGUCAAGAGCGUGCAGCCGAAUGGCGCCGACUUGCCUAUGAACGAUAUCCCGACGCUGCGCUACUACUUCAACCUGGGCGUGGAGUGUAUGUGGGCCGCGUACGGCGCGCCGCCGCCUCCGAGGCACUACUCGCCCAGGGACCUCGCCAUGGACAUGCAGCAGAUAUCCCUGCAAGACCGAGCACCCAGUGGAGGCAACAAUCAACACGAACACAAGCACAAGCAGGACAAGCCGCCCAUGCAGGGCAAGGGCAACGGACAGCGGCCAUUGCUAGGUCCCAGAUUCAAACGCGGGAAUCAAGACGGAUCAAUGAACAACCACCAGAACAAGCCGCACAACAACAACGUGCCCAACAAGGGACCUAACAACCGUAAAUGUGUGUGGUGUCGCAGCCGCGUGUCGGGCGAGCCGCGCUACGAGGAGGCGGGCGGGGAGCCGGCUCUAGUGCCUCUACCAUACAUGCCGUACCCGCCGCCCAUGUACCCGCUGCCCUACUACCCUGUCGAGGACCCAGCCAUGCUGGGUAUGAUGGGCGGCAUGGGUUACGUGAGCUAUGAGGAGCCGCACUACUACCCCGCGCCGCACUACCCCCCGCCCCUCGCCCACCACCCCGCGCCCGCCAACAUGCACGACCAUCACAAGUAA